AUUUGAAAGUUAGCCCCAAAGUAGGAUUCCACAUGAGAGCUCCACAUUCUGCUUUGUUCUUGGAUUCAAAUGCUUCGACUUCUUCUCUCUUCCUUGUCUCGUCUCUCCUCUUCUUCAGCUCGCAGGAAAUCCCAAUCCAUUCUCAGCUGGAUCAAAUCAUUCUCUGUUAUUCCUCUCCAGAAACCAAAAUGGAUCUCCAACACUACUCUGAUUAUUACAAACCCACUUCUCUUAACCCUUGAAUCUUGCAAUUCAAUGUCAGAAUUGAAGCAAAUCCAGGCCCAGAUGACUCGAACUGGCCUCAUAACCCAUAUUUUCCCAGUUAGCCGGGUUUUAUCCUUCUGCGCUCUCUCCGAUUCCAGCGACAUCAACCAUGCCCAUAUCAUCUUUACCCAAAUUGCAGAACCUAAUAUUUAUAUGUGGAAUACCAUGAUCAGGGGUUACUGUAAAGCUAAAAGUCCUAACUUGGGUUUCUUUCUGUUUCGCCGUAUGGUCCGAAAUCAAGUUGACAUGGACAGUCGGACCUUUGUCUUUGUACUGAAGGCUUGUGAGCAGUUCCAGGGAGUUAUGGAGGGUGAAGAACUCCAUUGCUUGAUCUACAAGUUGGGUUGUGACGCCGAUUUGUUGGUCAGAAAUGGGCUUAUGCAUUUGUAUGCUAAACAUGGGUAUCUGGGAUCUGCCCGUCUUUUGUUCGACGCAAGUCUUGUGAGGGAUGUUGUUUCUUGGACUACCAUGAUUAAUGGGUACGCCCAGAAUAACCUUCCAGAUGAGGCCUUGAAGCUAUUUAAUUUGAUGUUACCGAGUGCUGAUACUCCCAAUGAGGUUACUAUGACUGUUGUGCUCUCCGCUUGCUCACAGUCAGGGGAUUUGAGCCUGGGUAAAUCAAUUCAUCAUUAUAUAGAGAAGACAAAUGUGGAUCAUAGCCUGAAUUUGAUGAAUGCAUUGAUGGAUAUGUAUGUUAAAUGUGGUUGCUUGAUAUCUGCGAAAGAAAUCUUUGACCGGAUGGAAGUUCGUGAUGUUUUCUCUUGGACCACUAUGAUCAAUGGCUAUGCCAAAGAUGGUAGUUUAGAAUUUGCAAGGAAGUUUUUUUAUGAGAUGCCCGAGAGGAAUGUUGUAUCUUGGAAUGCAAUGAUUUCUGGUUAUUCACAGAGAAAUCAACCAGAGAAAGCAUUGAAACUGUUCCAUGAGAUGGAGAAGGCGCAUGUGGUACCCAUAGAGAGUACUCUGGUUUGUGUGCUUUCUGCCUGUGGUCAAUCUGGUUGCUUGGAUCUUGGUCAAUGGAUUCAUUACUACUAUGUUGAUCAGAAAAGAGUUAAACUUAGCGGCAUUCUGGCUAAUGCAUUUAUAGACAUGUAUGCUAAAUGUGGGAAUAUUGAUGCAGCUGCACAAAUUUUCAACAUGAUGCCAGAAAAGGAUUUGGUAUCAUGGAAUUCGAUGAUUGUUGGGUAUGCAGUUCAUGGAUAUGCUGAGCAGGCCCUUAGACUUUUUGGUCAAAUGAGUAAGGAAAUUGUGCCUGAUGAUAUCACAUUUGUUGGUGUCUUAUCAGCUUGUAGUCAUGGUGGGCUGGUCAUCCAAGGGAAGGAGUACUUUGGGAACAUGAGAAGGGUAUUUGGUAUAGAGCCAAAGGCAGAACAUUAUGCAUGCAUGAUUGAUCUACUUGGCCGAGUUGGGCUUCUGGAAGAGGCGAAUAAGUUGAUAAAGAGAAUGCCCAUGGAGCCAGAUGAAGCUGCUUGGGGUGCUCUUCUGAAUGCAUGCAGAAUGCAUGGGAACGUGGAAUUGGGUAAACUUGCAGCAGAUAAACUUCUGCAAUUGGACCCCAAAGAUAGUGGGAUCUAUGCACUACUAGCAAAUAUGUAUGCUAGUAGAAGAAGAUGGGAUGAUGUGAGGAUGGUCAGAAGUAUGAUGAGAGACCGGGGUAUAAAGAAGACUCCUGGGAAUAGCUUGAUAGAAGUGGAUGGCAAAAUUCAUGAAUUUUUGGUUGCUGACAAGUCACAUCCUCAAUCUGAGGAGAUAUAUAAUAUAUUGGAUGAAAUACUAUUGCUAUUAAACUCAGAAGGCUAUGUACCAAACACAUCACAAUUAAUGGGCCUACCUGAGGUUAGUGAUGCUGUCUUUUCAACAGCUUGACCAAGCUGCUGUCCACUGUUGUGAUUUGGAUCUCUAUGUCCACUUGAUCAACCAUUCCUGCUGAGGAUGGACUAUUGCAGAGAAUUUUUAGGCAAAGAAAUGAAGGUCAUUCACACUUUAAUCCUUUCAUAGACUGGUUCAAAUGGGCCAAAAUGGUGCAGCAAAAGAAAAUCAUGGCAGAGCAAGUUCCUGAAACAUAUAAAGGGAGGAUGUAAAACUGUUUUCCUGAACAUCUAGAUUGCAAACUGAUCAAUAGUCCACAUUAGAUUACAAUUCUCCGAAGGUCUGAUUGGUAAUCUGCCUGAAAGUCCUGAAAAAUCAUAUUGGAAAAGACAUGACGAUUGAUACUAAGUUUUGUCCUCCGUGGAAUAUUGGCCCCCUGCUGAGGUGGAAAAACCCACAUGUAGCUGACAAUCCAAACGUGUUUAUUAAUGGUUGAUCUUUACCUAUAAAAGACAAAGAUUUACACUUGUGAUAUUAGAGUCCAUGAAGGAGGAAAUAAAUUGAAGCUACUUUGAAGGUCUUAUUGGUUCAAUAUUCUGUUCACUUGGUUGAUUAUCACUGUCUAAUGGAGACUUUCUUCAAGACUGCUUCCUAUAUCUUCAAGACCAUCCUAAAGAAAGAGAUAGAGCAUAUGUUUCUGGUCAUCUGAAGCAAUGAAAAAGAAGAAAAAUGAGCUUACAUUUGAUCAGGUUGAUUUUCUACCUAAGAGAUCUUGGUGAUACUCAUAUUCUGCAUCAUUGUUCAUGGAGCAGGUAAAGAAGACAGAAUUGGCCCUCUUCAUGUACUACCACUAGGAUUUCUAACAUGUGUCCAUCCUUACAAAGAAUUUAUAAAUAAAGCAAAUUUCUGGAGAACGCAUAA
This is a messenger RNA of Telopea speciosissima, 2991 nucleotides long. Its product is annotated as pentatricopeptide repeat-containing protein At2g22410, mitochondrial-like. Bases 70 to 2127 code for a protein of 685 amino acids. The record is from RefSeq and is a predicted model, not a curated record. Gene Ontology annotation, biological process: RNA modification. Lineage: Eukaryota; Viridiplantae; Streptophyta; Magnoliopsida; Proteales; Proteaceae. Gene Ontology annotation, molecular function: protein binding; RNA binding. The transcript has a single exon.